CAUUGUAGUUUUCAUCCCAACUGCACACAACAUCUCUUUCUAAAUCGUGAUCCGACCUUUCCUCUUCAAUCUGUUUUACAGAUUUGCUCUGUUUGGUAAUCUGCAACCCCAAAUACGACAACAAUCAAUUGCACCCGUUAAUCAUCACCCACACCACACCCAUCAUAAAAUACUACUCAUUAUUCAAACCAUUCCAUUUUGUACCCAUCACACCAUUUUAUCAUUAAACAAACAAAUCAAACCAGCCCAACUCUUUCUUUGUUCUUCAAAAUAGUUUUGCUAUUUUGCUCUUCUUUUUUUCUUUUUUCUUUUUUUCUGGUGGAUCUGAGGUCUCUCUCUAUCUCUGCAACUGUUAAUGGGUUUUGGUCAAUUCUUGGUUUUGAAUUGUUUUGCAUUCAUUUUCUCAUCUGGGUCUCUCGGAUUUUCUUGGUUUCUUGGCUUUUCUGUGAUUUGGGUUUUAAAUAGAGGCUAAUUGGGAGAGAAUUAGGCUGAUCAGUGCUGAGAAAAGCUGUUUGUUAGCAGAGAAACUACACAGUGAUUCAGAAUAUGCCUCAAGACGGUCUGAGAUCGGCUGUGUACAGAUCAUUUAUCAUAUGUGAUGAUCCAAAAGGCGUAAUUGAAUGUAAAACAAUCAGAAAAUCCAAAACCAAUCCUAACAGAUCAGAUGAAAAAGGCAAAAAUCGAAGAAAUCCUAGGAAUUUGAAUUCCUCUUCUGCAUUCAAAGAAGAAUCAAUGAAGAUGGGCUCGAAAAAUGUCAGAGAAGAAGAUUCAGAUAACCCAUGGUCUGUGGGGAUGACAAUUGAUGGGCAUUCUACAGAAAUUGCGAAAGAUUUGUUGAAAGGAGCUCUUGAUUUGCAAGAGUCUUUGAUCAUGCUUGGAAAACUACAAGAUAAGUUGUGGGAAAAUCGAAAGGAAAAAUCUAGGGGAGACAGAAUUGGUGAAGUGGGGAUUGAAAGAACAAAAUCCCAUCACUUCCAAGAUCAUAAUUCCCAAAUGGGAUUUGAGAAACCGGGAUUUUCUGCUGAUGGGUGUUCGAGGGAUUGUUUUGAGGAGCUUAGGACUGUGAUCAGAGACGGCCUUGCUAGGCAAAAUCUUUUGCUGCCCAGUUGCACUGAAAAAAAGGCUUACUGUGAUAAAAGAACACUGGACUCGGGUACUGAUAUUGCCUCCACUAGCUCAAGCCAGUCCUUCCAAGGCUUUGCCUCUUCUGAUAGUUCACUCUCAUCAAAUGCUCCUCACAAGUCAAAAGGCUCGAAUUUGAUUGCCAAGCUUAUGGGUUUGGAAGAAAUUCCCUCAGAAACCGUGCAGAUUUGUCCCCAGAAAAAGUUGGAGAGUAAAAUGAUUUCCUUUCAGAGAAGGCCUAUGUUUGAAAUUGACAUGCCAAAGGCGAGGAAAUCUCAUUCUGCUGAUUAUAAGGUAGAUACAGAACAGAAGAAACUGAAAGAAAUAGUCAAAAGAUUUGAAAACAUGCAAUUUGAAGGGCUUGUGAAUGGCAAUUCUGACGAAGGGUUUGGGCUUCAAUCGCAUCGUUCUGAUGCAUCCAACUCCAAAAAGAGGUAUACUGAAGAUGCCCCACCUAUUGUAAUAAUAAAACCUUUGCAAUUUUCAAGUGUGGAGGUGGAAGAGACUCGCCUGCAAAAGUUUCUCCACGGUAUGGGAGCCCUCAACAGCAAGAAGGUGCUUGGGGAAUUGAAAAUGCAAGAACUUCAAGCCCCAGCCACAGGCCAUUGUGAAGAAGGUUUUAGUACUGGUAAUUUGUCUAGAAGACACAGAGGUGAAGAAACUCCAGUCAAAAGGCUUGGCCGGGAAGGGGUAAAAAAUUCUGAAGGGAUACAAGCAAAAGCAGAAGAGAAAGUAGUCCAGACCAAUGACAAGCUGUCUUCUAAUGAGUUGAAAGCUUUCGUACUGCCUUCAAAUCAGCAAGAGAAAAAGAAAGUGAUUGGGAAGAAAGUUGAUAGGAUACAGAAGGUGGCACUGCGAGCAAAGAAACCAGAAGAAAUGGAGAAAGUGAAAUCCAAAGCUGUUUCUAAGUCCCGUGAUGAAGCCAAAGUGACCUCCACAAAACAAAGAAAACCUGAGACGGGGUCAAUCAUUGCAAAGAGCUGUAUUUCCCAGCAAAAAUCCACCUCCUCAAGCGGCAAUUCAAAACAUACAACACCAGCCAUAUCGUGUAAUCGUGGUGAUCGGGAAAAGAAUCUGAAUAAUGAGAAGCCAAGCAAGGAGCCCUUGGCAGCUAAUUCUGUUGUUGAAAAUGUGGGAUGCAAGUAUGGUGACAAGUCAAUUGGCCUUAGUUGUGAAAAUGAAUCCGAUAUGACAAGAACUGGCACUACAACUGCGGAUCAACUCCUUCCUAAAGAAAGGACAGAUUCCUCUGAAUUUCAGAGUAAAGACCAGUAUGAUAGCAACCAGAAUUCUAUCUGCAAUGUUAUACCACAGACUACCCAACAUGAAAGCUUCACCAAAUCAUCUGAAGAAGCUAACCAUUGCAUCAAUAGUACUGAGAAGAAAUGCUUCAGAACAGAAGCUAAUGUCGAAGAUUUGCUUUUGAGCAGUCCAUUGUUCCUCAGUUAUGCGGAGGAGCACUUUAAUAUCAAUGACAAACAUGCGAUAGUUUUACAGAAAACUAGUUCAAAUGAUUCUGGGAUAGCCGAUGCUAGAUUCUUGGUGGACUGUGCAAAGGAACUUGUGCAACAUAAAAGCCUUAGAUGUUCACAAACCAAACAUCCAUUGUUACUUGCUUCUUUGAGGUGCUCAAAGAUCUCCAUCUCGCUAGCCAAACUGGUCGAGGAAGUGCGUGAUGGAAUUGAGAAUUUGAGAAGCUAUAGUAAGCAUGCCGGCGAGAAACUUGUUCUGGAUCUUGAAAGCAAGGGAGUGAUGAGCGGGGCAUGGGAUUUGGGUUGGAGGCAUGACUUCACUGUGGAUGAAGUGGAGCAAGUUGUGGGUGACAUAGAGAAGCUACUUUUCAAGGAGUUGAUAGAGGAUUUGUUUGCUGAUUGUGUUCUUUAGCAUUUCAAUCAUGUUUAGAUGUUUGGGUUUUAGAGGCUGGUAAUGCUAUUUUCUUUUUCUUUUUUUUGCAUUUUUGGUACAUCGGAGGGAGAGUCUUGCUUUUGGCAGUUCUAGCUAAGGCCGGUAAUAAUAUUUUUGCAAGUGAGGAUAGCAUAAUAAUUAGUACAAGAAGAUAGGGUAACAAAA
This is a messenger RNA of Camellia sinensis, 3192 nucleotides long. RefSeq lists its product as uncharacterized. Lineage: Eukaryota; Viridiplantae; Streptophyta; Magnoliopsida; Ericales; Theaceae. The record is from RefSeq and is a predicted model, not a curated record.